Brugia malayi is the source of this 297-nucleotide messenger RNA. RefSeq lists its product as hypothetical. The coding region runs from base 1 to 297 and encodes 98 amino acids. The record is from RefSeq and is a predicted model, not a curated record. The transcript is spliced from 2 exons. Lineage: Eukaryota; Metazoa; Nematoda; Chromadorea; Rhabditida; Onchocercidae.
AUGUUUAUUAAUAGAGACAACAAAAUUAAGACUGAGUUUAUGAAAACUUUGGAAUUCAACGACUCUCGAAUAUUUCCAUCAGUUGAACAUAAGAGACUGCCUGUAAAUGCUUUAGCAUUGAUUAUUACACGACAGGAAUCAAUGAUUGAAACAAGGCAAAUCUCGGGUAAUAUUACUGAUACCCUAGACAUGGAUACAUUUAUCACUAUAAUAUUAGCUAUGCCACUAUAUAUCUUUCUUAUCAUUAUAAUCAGUAUACCACUUAUUAGAUGGAGAAUAAUCUUUGCUGUCUCUUAA